CUUCUUGUCUGAGGUCAGUGUGACACAGUUGCCAACUCCGGGCUGUUUAAGAUUUUUUUCGCUUUUGCUUCUCGGGCAUUGAAACAACUGUCAGAAGCGCUGUGUCGUAACCAUGCAGUCUACGGAGGGUGAGACACACACGCUAUCUGGUGCUUCAUGACUUCGACAGGAUGAACUGUUUGCCUUUUGCUCCUUACGUCAUAUUAUUGCUUGAUUCCGUGCUCGGUUCCCUUCUUGCUCCGGUCAAUCUUUCCAUCAACUCUCUCAACUUCCACCAUGUGCUGCGUUGGGAUCCUGGGCCCGGCACGCCACCAGGAACAUUGUACAAAAUCAUCAAGAGGACCAAACUCUCGCGAGAUCUGGCAACACAGAUAAACGGGGGCAGCAGCUCCACCAGGGGACCCCAAACUUCCCUUUCCCAAGCCACGUUAACCAGCUCUGACUGGGGGAUCACUACGCGUUCCCGGGCCAGAGUGAACAAAAGGGAACGACCACAGUGUACUAACAGAACAUCAGUGAGGAUAAGGCUUCCACGCAACGUUAAGUAUGCCCUGACUGUCCAGGCGUCCUGCAACCAAAGCGUGUCUCCAGAGUCCAGCAAACUCUACUUUUACCCUUAUAGAGAAACCACAAUAGGUCCUCCAGAAGUCUCCCUGACUGGAGGUGGAUCGUACAUCCUGAUCAACAUUUCACUCCCUGUGGCCCAAAAAAUCAUGACUCGAGGAGAUUUGUAUCCUAGAUUUGAAAUCUUGUGGAAGAAAUCCAAUACAACUGUGGCAUUCAUCCAAACAGAAGACCGCCUUUUUAAUCUGACCAACCUACAGAUUGGUACGGAGUACUGUGUACAGGUGCACACAAAGAUUACUGGGAACGAUCACACCACAGAAUCCGCUUGGAAUUGUGCCUUCACUAGCAGUGUGGAACCAAGAGAACCUGUUGAAGGUGCUGUUGCUGCUUCUCUGAUUUUGGCUAUUGGUGUCCUGAUGAGCUCCCUGUUUUGUCUCCACUACACUGGAUACCUUUGUAAACUCAAUGCUCUGCCCAGAGUACUACAUGAUGCUGUGCACCUGGGCCACACCCUGACACCAGAGAAAACCACCCCUGACAAUAUCUCCAUCAGCGCAGGGGUGGAGAAACAGAGAAACUUCAACAAUCCCAGAACUCCACAACCUGCCACCAGGGACGGUAACUCGGAUGAGGAGGAUGAAGUGGAGGAAGAGGAAGAGGAACACGUCUACAUGGACAGAGAUGUAGAGCUUUCCUCAGGUGAAAGUCCCUGCAAAAGCUCUGUUGAUGUGUCAGGGAACAGCAAGGUGGCUGCAUCAGGGGGCUCUGGGAGUUUGACAGGAGAGACAGAGGUGCAGGACACCAAGUUGGAAGUUGAGGUCACACAUGGGUGCCUUGAUCAGAACGAGGACAAAGCUGAAGGAGCGAAGGUUUCUCUCAUGCCUGAGGUUUCUCUCCUGCCUGAGGUACAUGUCACAGUUGAAGAAGAUGAGGUUAAGGAGAGGGUUUCUGAGAGCUCAGGCAAUAUAAAUCUGUUCUCAGUCACCCUCGCUGCACUGGCUGUAUGUGAAGAAGGGUUGGAGGAGGAGGAGGAGGAGAAUACAGGAGAUUCUCUCGCGGACUUUUUUUCCGAUGUGGAGCCUCUACUGCCCGCAGACUCAAAAUGGACUUUGACCCACAGAGACUCACAAACUGAGUCAGAUGAUCAGACAACUGUGGCAUUAAUGCUGCAUGCACAAGACUUUACUGCGACUGGGUCUGAAGGCAGACAUGCACACAGUCUUUCCUGUGAUGGUGAGCAUGAAGAGACACAGGAGGAGGAAGAGGAGGAGGAGGAGGAGGAUGAGGAAGAAGAAUUCUCCGGAUAUAUGAGACACACGUGAUAAGUUGCUAUGAAGUGUAUUACUGGAUGUGUAUAAAUAGCAUUAAUGAAUUUCUUCCAUUACAUUCUUUUUAAAAGAAAGUAACAACUGAAAUAUUGGAAUGAAGUUUUGGUGUUCUUAUUUCUUAAUAUUAAGAUAAAGCAAGGACACAAGACAUGAAUACAUUUCUCCUGAAGCUACAAUGUCAUGGUAGCCACCUGCAUUUCACAGUUUUUAAAGGGGUCAUGAAAUUCUUGGAAUUACCAGUUUCUUACUUGUGAAUAGCGUUCUUGUAGACAUCCAAGUCCUAACUGAACGUUUUCUAAGAGCGCCGUUAUGUAUGGCUUAGUAAUACGGAACCGCCUAUAAAAGCCCAACAAAUAAAGAUACCUCAUCGUAGCCAAUGCCAAAUUUGAUAAAAAGAAUGGUAUAUGAUUAUAUUUCACAGCAGACAUUUUGGUCUCUCGUAGUAGGAAA
Molecule: messenger RNA, 2345 nt
Organism: Etheostoma spectabile (orangethroat darter)
Lineage: Eukaryota; Metazoa; Chordata; Actinopteri; Perciformes; Percidae
Product: interleukin-20 receptor subunit alpha
Exons: 9
Coding region: 171-1889 (572 amino acids)
Biological process (GO): cytokine-mediated signaling pathway
Cellular component (GO): plasma membrane
Molecular function (GO): cytokine receptor activity; protein binding
Source: RefSeq, a predicted model, not a curated record